AUGCCGAUCAACCAGCCGUCCGGCCAGAUCAAGCUGACCAAUGUGUCGCUGGUGAGACUGAAGAAGGGUAAGAAGCGGUUCGAGAUCGCCUGCUACCAGAACAAGGUGCAGGACUACAGGAAGGGCGUCGAGACCGACCUCGACGAGGUGCUGCAGAUCCACCAGGUGUUCGUCAACGUGUCCAAGGGCCUGGUGGCGUCCAAGGAGGAGCUGAAGACGUGUUUUGGCGACGCGGAGCCCGACGCGAUCAUCAAGGAGAUACUGACCAAGGGCGAGAUCCAGCUGUCUGAGCGCGAGCGUCAGCUGAUGCUGAACAAGAUCAACAACGAGCUGCUGACCAUCGUGAGUGCCAAGUGCAUCAACCCGCGCUCGAAGAAAAGAUAUCCUCCGACCAUGGUGCACAAGGCGCUGGUGGAGUUGAAGUUCAGUCCCGUGUUGAACAAGCCUGCGAAACUGCAGGCACUGGAGGCUAUAAAAUUGCUAAUCGCGACACAGAUUAUACCGAUAGCCAGGGCCAAGAUGAAGGUUAAGGUGUCUGUUGGCGCCGCGGACUGCGAGGCGAUCGAGCAGAUUCGGAAAUUGACCGCGAAUGCCCAGGGCGCGUCCGACGGUACCGUGUGGAGCUUUCUUGGCCUCAUCGAUCCGGUCAACUACAGGGAGCUGGUCGCUAUUUGCGACAAGAAGGGCUCUGUGCAAGUGAUAGAUAUGGCCGUCAUCGAUGACGCCGCUUGA
Molecule: messenger RNA, 732 nt
Organism: Torulaspora globosa
Lineage: Eukaryota; Fungi; Ascomycota; Saccharomycetes; Saccharomycetales; Saccharomycetaceae
Gene: SDO1
Product: guanine nucleotide exchange factor SDO1
Exons: 1
Coding region: 1-732 (243 amino acids)
Biological process (GO): cytosolic ribosome assembly; ribosome biogenesis
Source: RefSeq, a predicted model, not a curated record